Molecule: messenger RNA, 1443 nt
Organism: Dacryopinax primogenitus
Lineage: Eukaryota; Fungi; Basidiomycota; Dacrymycetes; Dacrymycetales; Dacrymycetaceae
Exons: 3
Source: RefSeq, a predicted model, not a curated record
UGGGACGACCCUCCAAACCCAGAUGUUACCGGACACCUCAUUUAUGACACCGCAGUAUCCCUCUUCAAGCACUGGCCUAAUACCUACCACCGCAAUGGGCAUACCGUCGUACCUGUUACCGUCUCACCGGGCACUCUAUUGUAUCACGGGCGGAACGGAAACCAUUCUCCCAAAACCCCCCCAGAAGGAGCCGAAUGGCUCUCAUUCGACCUCGAGCACGCGCUCUACUUCGCUUCUUUCCAGGGAGAACUGUACACCUACACCCCCUCCCGCCCGAUAAGGCUGUUGUACUUCGACGGCUCCUCCGCUGCUCCCAUCCCCACAGGUACGUUGGACAGCCAGGACGUGCUGGUAUACGGUAAUGUGAGCAGGGAAUGGCACUGGGACCCGUUUGUGAGGAUCGGGCAGCUGUGCGAGUGGGCGAAGGCGAACGAGUUGGACGGUUUCCUCCGAAUGGGAUUCGAUUUCGAGAUAAUGCAUUGCAACUUCUCAUCUUCGCUCACCCUAAUCUCCUCUAUAGACGUGCUUCCCGUCGCACCGCCCGCGUCGGCAGGAUGGGCAGGAUCCCUCCGUUCUCCCCAUGCCCUGGCUGCCGAAGCGCUCGCCGCCGGGAACUGGCACAACGUCGUCCCCCUUCCCGGGGUGAGAAUAGACUAUUCCAAACUGCUCAGCUUCUACGACCCGAGGUACAGAAGCCUCUUUCACCUCAGGAGAGGUCAAGAUAGGGCGAUGCACAGGCUGCUGAACAUCUCUUCCCAAGAUGUGGAGCUCUUCAUGCAUGACCUCACCGACGUCCUUCGCCGGCCCGCAGUCGCAGCCGGAGUAGGCAAGGUCAACUGGGAAGGGCUGAUGCGCAAUCUCCGCGAGCGCUAUGCUGACCGCCUGCCCUAUCUCCAACAUCUCCUCCACGCCGCAGACGCAACCCCUCCAACCACGGAGACGCCCGAAGAAGACCGACAUCAGAGUCUGAGCGCGCUGGUAGCCGACGUUCGCCAGCAGAUACUGACCAUGCUCGCCCCGUACAUCUCGCCCUCCUCCGUAACGCUCUACCCCUCCGGUCACCUGCCCAACUCCUGGUUCUCUACCACGCACGCCCGAUGCGCGGCGGCACACACUCAGCACCUUCAUGCGGAGGAGCUCACGGCCCAAGAACGACUCCUCCAGCAGUCGAUAGCACAAACGCACGCAGAGAUCUGCCGCGUCCUCCUACUCCUCUUCCAAACUGCAUACACAGCCGAGUCCUUUCCCAUCGCCCACCAAUUCCAGUUACUCACAACUUGGUCCUCUAAGGUCGACGAACUCCUGGAAUGGCUGGAUUGGGGAGAAUGGCAGAUUUGCCGUCCGAUGUGUGGGGUGGACGAGGUUUGCGCGCUGAAACAGUGGCCGUUUGAGGUUGGCAGGAAUGGGACUGACCGGUCUGGGCCGCCCAGGUGCGAAAGUAGG